AAACCAUGACCAGGUGGGCACGAGUAACUACCACAAAUAAUAAGAGACCCUUUGCUGCGUCAUCAUGGGAGGAUAUGAAGAAGGGAUCUUCCGAGGGAACAAGUCAGAGCCAGCCAAAGGGUAAACAACUUGACAGCAGUAGGCUUCCCCUUAAAAAUGACAAAUUCCAAGCAAAGCACAAAAAGAACAAGAAGAAAAAAGAGUACUUAAAUGAAGAUGUGAAUGGAUUCAUGGAAUACUUACGACAGAACUCACAGAUGUCUCACAGUGGGGAAAUGAUAGCAGCAGACAGCCAAGAUAUGAGGGAAGAAGUUGCACUUGCUUUGAAGAAAGACAGUCGACGAGAAGGGAGAAGGUUAAAAAGACAGGCAGCAAAGAAAAAUGCAAUGGUAUGUUUCCAUUGUAGAAAACCUGGACAUGGGAUAGCAGAUUGCCCGGCUGCCCUUGAGAACCAGGAUAUGGGCACUGGAAUAUGUUAUCGGUGUGGAUCCACAGAGCAUGAAAUAACCAAGUGCAGGGCCAAAGUGGACGUAGCUCUUGGGGAAUUUCCUUUUGCCAAAUGUUUUGUGUGCGGGGAAAUGGGGCACCUGUCCAGAUCUUGUCCUGAUAAUCCCAAAGGAGUCUAUGCUGAUGGUGGUGGCUGCAGACUUUGUGGCUCUGUGGAACAUUAUCAGAAAGAUUGCCCUGAAAAUAAGAAUUCAGAUCGAAUGGUCACAGUUGGUCGCUGGGCAAAGGGAAUGAGUGCCGACUAUGAAGAAAUUUCGGAUGCUCCUAAACCCCAGAAACCCAAAACAAAGACACCCAAAGUUGUUAAUUUCUGAUGCUUAUUUCAUGAGAUGGAUUGAGACUUUCAAA
Messenger RNA from Elephantulus edwardii (Cape elephant shrew), 855 nucleotides. It is a transcript of the gene ZCCHC9, whose product is annotated as zinc finger, CCHC domain containing 9. The transcript has 5 exons. The record is from RefSeq and is a predicted model, not a curated record. The coding region runs from base 6 to 821 and encodes 271 amino acids. Gene Ontology annotation, molecular function: nucleic acid binding; zinc ion binding. Lineage: Eukaryota; Metazoa; Chordata; Mammalia; Macroscelidea; Macroscelididae.